Messenger RNA from Trichomycterus rosablanca, 854 nucleotides. RefSeq names its product complement component 1, q subcomponent-like 2 (gene c1ql2). Gene Ontology annotation, molecular function: protein binding. NCBI's taxonomy places the organism in Eukaryota, Metazoa, Chordata, Actinopteri, Siluriformes, Trichomycteridae. The coding region runs from base 1 to 771 and encodes 256 amino acids. The transcript has 2 exons. The record is from RefSeq and is a predicted model, not a curated record.
AUGGUGGUGGCAGUGCUGGUCGCGAUCCCGCUGCUGCUCCAAAGCUCCACGAUCUCCGCGCACUACGAGAUGAUGGGAACCUGCCGCAUGAUCUGCGACCCGUACAGCCCCAAAACGAGCGCCACAGCUCUCGAAGUCAUUCAGGAUAUCGGUGCUUUGCCUCCACCGCCUCCCCCAUCUUUUUCCCGCGGGACCAAAGGGGAGCCGGGCCGCCCAGGAAAGCCCGGACCGAGGGGUCCUCCCGGAGAACCGGGACCACCCGGACCGAGGGGGCCGCCCGGAGAGCGCGGGGACUCCGCCAAAAUCGGCUUCACCGGAGGUCCACAGGGAACAGCUCGGACUGACACUGGAGAACUUGGCUCUGCUUUUGGGAGCGUCAAGAUUGCGUUUUAUGUCGGGCUUAAGAACCCUCAUGAGGGUUAUGAAGUUCUGCGCUUUGAUGAUGUCGUAACAAAUUUAGGGAACCACUAUGAUCCCUCCACCGGCAAGUUCACCUGCCAAGUGUCUGGAAUCUACUUCUUCACAUAUCAUGUACUGAUGCGAGGGGGAGAUGGUACCAGCAUGUGGGCAGACCUCUGCAAAAACGGACAGGUACGUGCAAGUGCCAUUGCCCAGGAUGCUGACCAGAACUACGACUAUGCCAGCAAUAGUGUGGUGCUGCAUUUGGAUUCAGGUGAUGAGAUAUACAUUAAACUUGAUGGUGGUAAGGCACACGGCGGAAACAACAACAAAUACAGCACGUUUUCUGGAUUUAUACUUUACCCUGACUAAGAUGGGACACACAAUUUUUCUCUGAAUGGACUUUUACUUUUUGUUUUGGUAUACAAUGCAAUAUAUAAUUAUAGUGCUUCAUU